This is a messenger RNA of Penicillium verhagenii, 1194 nucleotides long. Its product is annotated as putative endo-1,3(4)-beta-glucanase. The coding region runs from base 1 to 1194 and encodes 397 amino acids. The record is from RefSeq and is a predicted model, not a curated record. Lineage: Eukaryota; Fungi; Ascomycota; Eurotiomycetes; Eurotiales; Aspergillaceae. The transcript has a single exon.
AUGGCCAUGGAUGAUGCCUCGCCCCAGGCAGGCUCAUAUCAAAGCAACAAUUCCUCGAGCAACAGCCCUUCAACAUCAUCACAAAGCCCUACCUCACAACUGCCGAACUUCUCAGGUCUACAGAUCAAACCCGAGCUCUUCGUCAAGCCCGAUCUUUUCACACUCUACUUUGGAUUCUUCGGAAGCUCGGGAUGGCAACGUUCGGCUAAGUCAAGAAUUAGCGGGCGACUAGAGGGCAUCUGGGCUCUAACCGGCCGCAACCCUACACAAGUCGAGGUGGACGCAUUCACCGAACACACAACAAGAGGCCUAUACUACGGACGAGCCGGUAUCCCAGCAUCAACAUUUAUUGGCGCAGCAUGGAUGUACAACAAGGGGCGGGAGACCUUCCCAGCCGGAAGCACGGCGAAAGAUCGGGUUUCGUUCAUGCGUCAGAUGUGGUUCACUCAAAGAAAGGAGUUUCUGAGCCUGACGUCCAAGGUUGCUUUCAGACUACUCUUCAUCGGCACCCUUGGUGGAAUUGUCUCGAGCAUAGCGUCGGCGUACGUAAAUGUGAACGGCGCUCUUUCCGACCCGCGCUUGGAGGAGUGGAGGCACGAUUCAAAGAACCAGAAGGAAGAGGAUAUUCGCAAGCGCAAGAUCCAGCUUGUCAACGCAACGUACAACAGGUCGCUCAAAUCGGUCGAGGAUCAGAUACAGGUGGGAUCGGGCGGCUAUGAUUUUGCUUCUGAAGCUCGUGGGAACGAGUCUAUGGGCGGCUUUGAUUCGGUCCAGUCUCAGCAGCAGCAGUACGGGUACGAUGCAUCUAAUGGGAGCCCGGGGACGUAUCAGUCACGUCCUUCUCAGCCCCAGAGGAGCUCUUCCGAUUUCUUCGGUAGUGAUGACGACGCCAGCCCGACUGCGCCUGAGUACCGAGCUACAAACCCCGAUGGCUCGGCCAUGAGCUCUUGGGACCGGAUUAGGCAGCAAAAUGGUUCAUCGAAACCCCAGCCUCCGGUGCGUCAAUCUCCACAGGCAUGGGGCCAACUGCAGAAUCAGCCUAGGCCCGAUCCUACCCCGGCUGGUGCUCAGGACCGAUACGAUAACGAUAGGAACCGCGAUAGAGAGCAGGCGCAAGCGGACUUUGAUCGAAUGAUGGAGGCCGAGAGGAAUGCGUCUGAGGAAUCCACUAGUCGACGUGGUUGGGGAUCAUAA